This is a messenger RNA of Penicillium argentinense, 1071 nucleotides long. RefSeq lists its product as uncharacterized. Bases 1 to 1071 code for a protein of 356 amino acids. The transcript has a single exon. The record is from RefSeq and is a predicted model, not a curated record. NCBI's taxonomy places the organism in Eukaryota, Fungi, Ascomycota, Eurotiomycetes, Eurotiales, Aspergillaceae. Gene Ontology annotation, molecular function: phosphoric diester hydrolase activity. Gene Ontology annotation, biological process: lipid metabolic process.
AUGACUGUCAGUGGAAUCAUCCAAUUUAUCUCCCUUACUUUCGGAAUUGUCCUCUCUUUCUUCCCGGAUGAGUAUGACCGUGCCGCGAGCUCAUGGAGGAAAGGUGAUGAAGACCUCGCUGACGACACCUCGCACUGGCCAACUGAUCGGACGCGCGAGAUUAUUCCUGUGAACUGCCACUCGCACAAUGACUACUGGCGCCGGGUUCCACUCUUCUCCGCGUUGCAGGCGGGGUGUAUCGGUGUCGAGGCAGAUGUCUGGCUGUUCGAUGAGGAGCUGUACGUCGGUCAUACUACCUCGUCCUUAACUUCGCGCCGGACGCUCCGGUCGUUAUAUGUCGAUCCAUUGGUGAAGGUGCUCAACCGACAGAACCCCGUUACACCCUUCCACCGCACUGUCGAUAACCCACCGCAUGGUGUAUUUGAUACGGACCCAGAACAGCCUGUGGUUCUGCUGAUCGAUUUCAAGACGGACGGCGCUGCGACUUGGCCUGCUGUUGUCAAGCACCUUGCGCCGCUGCGGGAUCGGGGCUACCUAACCUACUUCAAUGGACGCGAGAUCAUCCCGGGGCCUGUCACGGUCGUCGGAACAGGCAACACGCCCUUCGAUCUGGUUACAGCGAACUCCACUUACCGGGAUAUCUUCUUCGACGCUCCACUAGAAAAACUUGUCGAUGACGAGAAAGCGGACCAGGCGUUGUCUGUCCCGAGCGACGAGCGGCUUAACGACCUUGGGCAAGGUCACUCGGGGAUGCCAAAUAUCAUCACGCCCACUACCUUCAAUGUGACGAACAGCUUCUACGCCUCUGUCUCAUUCCGGAAGGCCGUUGGGUACCCGUGGCCGUUUCAUUUCACACAGCAUCAGAUGAAUAUCAUUCGGAACCAGGUCCGAGUUGCCCACCGUCACGGCCUGAAGGUGCGCUACUGGGCGUUGCCGAGUUGGCCCGUCAGUCUGCGUAAUCAUAUUUGGCGGAUUCUUGCUCUGGAGGGCGUUGACUUUAUAAACGCUGAUGAUCUGGCUGCUGCCACCAAGGGCGACUGGAAAAUUCGUAUUUUCGAUUGGUGGUUCUAG